Ruditapes philippinarum (Manila clam) is the source of this 2649-nucleotide messenger RNA. Its product is annotated as leucine-rich repeat-containing G-protein coupled receptor 4-like. Gene Ontology annotation, molecular function: protein binding. NCBI's taxonomy places the organism in Eukaryota, Metazoa, Mollusca, Bivalvia, Venerida, Veneridae. The transcript has 3 exons. Gene Ontology annotation, cellular component: plasma membrane. Bases 295 to 1908 code for a protein of 537 amino acids. The record is from RefSeq and is a predicted model, not a curated record.
CACUGAUACGCCUUGUAGCCCAGCAUGCAUGCUUCUCACAAGUAUUUUAACACAGCUUCAUAUUCCUCUGCUACCAUUCAAUAUUGGCGUUUUACUUAGGGGAAUUUCUUCUUCAUUGAAACAUUCUUUGUGCUUUGUAUUAUUAUUUUACAUUUCAACUGGAUACUGCGCAUGGUGAAAAGGCCUUACAGGCACCAAGACUUUGCAAUCACCACAAAUACGAGUUAUGAAGAUAUAGAGACAAUUUCAAUAUGAUUUUACAAGUAUCUGGUCCGUCGUGACAGAGACAAGAUAAUGUUGGUCGCGCAGCUUUUAGUCUGGUUGAACUCCGCCAUCACUCUCUCCGCAUUAUUCACGUGUCCGGAAAUGACGAACUGCGCAUGCGGCGAAGAAACUGAUUGGUGGCUGAAUGAAUGGACAAAUGUUAAAGUGGUGAACUGUUCUUAUCGUGCCUUGACAAGAAUUCCAAAUCUAAGUCUUCUUACAGACACACCAUUCCACAGACUUUUACUUAAUAAUAAUAACAUAACAGAUAUUAGACGUGAUGAUUUUAAAAACAUAUCGGUUAAAGAAAUUGUGUUGCGUAAAAAUCCAAUGAAAAGAAUUCCACAUGAUUCGUUCCAGGAAGUUAGACAUGUUUUAGAAAUUCUUGAUUUAGAUAGUGAUAGAAUAACAAUUGAUGAAGGUCUGCGUUUCCUUCAUGGACUUUAUAAAUUAAAAGUUUUAGAUCUAGGGUACAAUAGGUUAAAGAAUGAAUAUGACGAGUUUCCUUCAGAAGUUUUUGCUAAUGCUAACUUGUCGUCAUUGACAACGCUUACACUGCAAGCGUUGCAGACGACAAAAAUACAUGACGGAGCGUUCUCCGGUAUAGAAAAUUUGGAGCAGCUGGAUCUCUCUUAUAAUUUCAUUUCAGACUUCCCUUCAGAAUUACGCAAACUGAAAAAUUUGCAAGGUCUGAAGUUGUACUCAAAUGAAUUAACAAGUAUAAAAAAUAAUACAUUUGCAGGCCUGAAAAAGCUAAAGAAACUUCUUAUUGGUGUCAAUGAAAUAACUGCUGACAGUAUCGAAUUAGGAGCGUUUAACGAUCUAGCUGAUUCUAUUGAAGAAAUAAACUUUUAUCAAAAUCCGUUGAUGAGAGUUCCUUCAGAAGUACUUCAAAAUUUGAAGAACUUGAAAAAGCUGAGUUUGGUAAAAACAAACCUAGAAUCUGUAGAAAAUGGUUCUUUCGUUGGUGAUUACAAAUUAGAAGAGUUGCACUUGGACGAUAAUCCUAAACUAAGGUUUGAAGACGACGGUUCUCUCAAUGGUAUAGAAGAUUCACUUCAAGUACUGUUUAUACGCAGGUUAAAUUUAGAUGCAUUGCCAUUAAAUGUGUUAGGACGACUGGGAAGCCUCUAUUACUUAGAUGGAGCCGAAAAUCUUUUCACAAAAAUUGAUAAGCAUUUCUUUAACGGUCUUAACCUUUCCAAUAUAAAGCUAAUGUGGAACAAGAUCAAGCAUGUGGAUCAUAGAGCCUUUAUGAAGAUGGACAAAGGUGUAAUUCUUGAUCUCCAUGGCAAUGACAUCCAUGAUGUUUCAUUUAUUCUUCAAAAUGAGGAAUGUUUUUUCCAAGAAGUAUAUUUGACUAAGAAUAAAAUUCCAUGUGAUUGUUCGGUAGAAAAGGUUAUAAACAGUGGUGUGGUCAGUUGGCAAGUUAUUGGAGAAUGCUAUGUCGAGACUAGUGGAAGUAAAAGGUGGUACAGUUUUGACGACACCAAACUGAUGGGACAUUUUGGAAAAGUGUGUAAUAAAACCCGUACUUAUUCGAAAUGUUUCCAAAGCACGUCUGGUUCCGGACGCCAGUGUUUAUUUAACUUAAUUUAUUUCUUCAUUUGUGUCAUUUUGUCUAGAACUAUAUUAAAGAUUUAGGAACAAAUUAUCUUAGGGACCGAGAAGUAUGGUGAAAAACAAAGAGUGAUGUUUAGGACAUUUUCUAUAGAUAAGAAGGGAACAUAAUACUAUACCUUGUCAAGUACGUGCAUGAAUGCUCUUUACAUUUAUAGUUAGUUUAGUCAUUUAAAAUGACUUAUAAACAAAAAUAUUUUUUAAAAAAACACGAGAUAACGAAUUUUUGAAAUUCUGUCAAUACGUGAGAAGAUGCGUGAAUACGCAAAUACGCAUAAUGAUGAAUGUACCUAAGUGCUGGUGAAUCUUGAGAACACAUGUACAUGUGUCUAAAUAUAGACCAAAUAUAGAUCAAAACUUGUUUUACCAUUUUAUCUUUUUAGUCUGUUAAAAUGUAGUUUUGCUUCAAGUGUAGUCCUAACUAAGUUAAACAUGUCAAAUUGCUAUUAUUACAUAUUAAGAUAUUAAAAUGGUCUUUUAAAAAGAAGUUGAAUUUAUUAGCUGACACGUGCCUCAUAGGCAAGCAUUAACACCUGUUCUACUAUAUAUGUAAAAUGGACUUGCCCAGUUUUUAUGUUUUUUAUACUGAAGUAUUUAUUGUUAAUGUAAGGGAUUUCAACAUCAAAAUACUAAUAUUAAGCGGCCAACAGUUUAAAGUCAAGUCAGAAUUAUGCAGGCUGUUCUUGCGAGCAUUCAAAUCAUUGAUGACGCCAUGUACUCUGUUUUUGAUGUUCAAAAUAAUGGAAAUAAAAACAUUUUUUCGGA